AUGAAUAACUUCAUGAGACAGCACACAGACCGACGGACCUUGAUCAACAUACAUUCCAAGGUCUAUGGGUGUAUCCGACUACCGGCCAACUUCGGUAAUAUUUCGGAGGAGGAGCUUUUCGAGAAAUACCAAGCCGCUUGUAUGAACAUACCACGUGAUCUCGGGCCUCGGCCUAUCCGGGCAAACAACUCAACGGGCCGACAAGGAGCGGAGCGGGUUGCCCAAUUCCUUAAUGACCAGCUAGUCUAUCUUGAAGCACUCAUAUUAGAGAUACACUCUCUUCAGGAGAAAUUAGCCGCAGUCUUGGGUGGGUUCCAUACCGACGAAAUCAACACCUACGAACUCGCGGGUUUCCCGACUGAUAUCUCCCUCCCAAUACGGCUGAACCCAGUGGCUGCUUACUACAUUCGUGUCCUCGCGCGCUUCCGCCUUGCCCAAGUCGACUUUUCAUUCGUUUCAGAAUCGGUUGAAACAAUCCUUGAGGCGUUUGGCCGGGUUUACAGGGGUGAGCACAAUCCGGUUAUGGCUAUGUCUCGCAGAGACUUGGAUGACUUGGCCACGCAAUGGAGGGCUUGCGAGUCCGUGUAUCUCGCUAUUGACCUGGAAUAUUUCAAACUCAAUAAUGGGGCGUAUGAAAACAACACUCUGUUUUACAAAGACCAGGAGACAGUUCGGCAGCACCAAAGAUUGUAUGGAAAUCCGUGGGCGGCGCCGCCGACUAAUUGUUUUGGGCCGCUGUGA
This is a messenger RNA of Diaporthe batatas, 741 nucleotides long. RefSeq lists its product as uncharacterized. Bases 1 to 741 code for a protein of 246 amino acids. The transcript has 2 exons. The record is from RefSeq and is a predicted model, not a curated record. Lineage: Eukaryota; Fungi; Ascomycota; Sordariomycetes; Diaporthales; Diaporthaceae.